Molecule: messenger RNA, 1922 nt
Organism: Scatophagus argus
Lineage: Eukaryota; Metazoa; Chordata; Actinopteri; Scatophagidae
Gene: ube3d
Product: ubiquitin protein ligase E3D
Exons: 10
Coding region: 209-1414 (401 amino acids)
Biological process (GO): protein autoubiquitination; protein polyubiquitination; protein monoubiquitination
Cellular component (GO): cytosol; nucleus; ubiquitin ligase complex
Molecular function (GO): cyclin binding; ubiquitin conjugating enzyme binding; ubiquitin protein ligase activity
Source: RefSeq, a predicted model, not a curated record
UACUUCUUUCGUAUUAUGGUGAACUUAACACCUCAUCACGCUGCAAACAUGUUACAACCUUCAUAUCCUGCAAAAUCAGAUGGACGUACAUUUAUAUUAGUUUUACCUUAAACGCUAUGUUGCUAUCCUCAGUCACCCAGCCAUACUGAGUUGUGAUUUGUGUAACGUUACGAUUUAGUUCUUCUUGUCUGAAUACUGCGCUGCCUGAAUGUCAGAGCUGGAGAUGCCAGCCAAAACACAUGGAGUUGGAGUCUUCUUAGAGCUGAGAAAAAGACUUCAGAGUGGGCUACUUAUUGUCGGGAAACAUGUAGCCAGCAGUCCUGCAGAUGUGGUUGUGACCGGUGGAGACUCUUCUCUCCACAUCCAAACUCCCAGAGGCGAGCUGAUCGUCACUUUACCGACAGGCGUCACCUUCGAGCAGGGAUCCUGCAUUCCGACGCCUACAGGAGAAUCCUGUGGAGAGGAGCUGCAUUUCAGACUGUGCAUUAAUGUCUCAAGAGGCAUGGAUGAAGAGGCUUCUGACAGUGUGAUGGAGACACUCCGGGCAAAAGAGACUUAUUGCUUCUACUGCCAGGGCUGCAUGACCAGGCUGCUCGAAGACAGAGAGUUUAAGCGAGUUCUCCCUCUCCCCAAUGGCAACUGGAACGCCAUUGUGGAUGACUGGUGUUGUCACCCUGAUCCAUUUGCAAACAAGAAGCUGCUACCCCGAGCAGAGGACUGUUUACUGGGUGACACCUUCCUCCUCUUAGCCAGAGAUGGCAGCUGUGAACAGACUCUGGCUGAGGAAGUGAGCCCUGUUGGCCCAGAGGACAGUCAGGAUCCGAAGAAGCCCUGCCGUCGACUGGCGCUCAUCUCCUGCAACAGCUGUUCAUCAGUGCUGGGAGAGGCUGUCGCGCCAGAGACCCUGAAACUGUACAUCACCCAGGUGGUGGUGGAGCCUGCUGUGGGAGACAGAAAGCCGGAAGCUUCACUUAAUAGAUCUCUCUUCCUGGAGAGGACUGUAGCAGCCAGGCUGUUGGCGCUGUCAAACUCACUGAGCACCUUCCACUUCUCUGUCCAGACUCCUGAUGGAAAAGCCUUCUUACUGCUCUGGCUGCUGAACAGCGACUCCAUCGCGGCGUCGGUCCCAGAAACGAGUGUCGGGGGUGAGAGGUGUAUCAGCUCGCCGGCUCUUCACAGUCCAUCACCCAGAGCUGCCAGAGCCCUGAAACUCCUCUACACCGCCUGCUCUCACACAGACACCGAGCAGAGAGACAUUGUUACUAGCUGGGAGGUCAAUGCCUUAGGACACCCUGUGGUGCUGCCGGUGAAGGUGUGUGAGGAGCUGCUGCAAGUGAUAGAUGACAGCAACUCGACGCUUCCUGCGUCUAUGCGCUGCAUGAAGUCCUAUGAGGUGGCGUACCUGAGACUGUGAGGUCAGAGGUCAGAUUCAAGGAGACCAAGGCUCCACUUGGUAAAGAAUUCAAGAGGACCUGGACCAGCUGAGACAGGAACCUUUGUCAACAUGUACAACAUGUGUGUCUAUGUUAUUCUUGCACAGGUUUCCAGUAAGUAUUAGAAUGGAUAUUACUGCGAGAUUGGCUUGUGGAAUCAAGUCAAGUUGUGGUUUGUGGUUGGUUCUGUCAACAAGUGUAUCAUCGCUUGGAAACAGAUUCAUGUGGAAACAGGUUUCUGCCUUUAAAUGUGAACACAUAUCCAGCAAAUGCAAAACUGGAAGAGAAUGACUAGAACAUCCAAAUUAUUUUUCGUAGAAUAGAUAGUUAGUUAAAUACACUGUAGUUGUUUUAUCAUUUUUAAUCUUAAUGUUAGCUCAAAAAGUAUCAUAAUCGUCGAAAAGCCUGUGUGUGUUUGUUCUUUUUGAAACUUUAUUUUGUAUUUUUCCUGCCUGUCUUGAUAAAAACAGAUUAAACUUUCUAGAAGUA